CCAACCUAAACCUCCUCCACUGCCAUUUGAGACCAUUACUUCUUGUUCUGUCAUCUGCUACCACUGAGAACAGUCUAGAUCCAUCCUCUUUGGAACCCCCUUUCAGGUAGUUGAAAGCAGCUUUCAAAUCACCCCUUAUUCUUCUCUUCUGCAUACUAAAUAAUCCCAGUUCCCUCAGCCUCUUCUCAUAAGUCAUGUGCUUCAGCCCCCUAAUCAUUUUUGUUGCCCUCCCCUGGACUCUUUCCAAUUUUUCCACAUCCAAAACUGGACGCAGUACUCCAGAUGAGGCCUCACCAAUGCUGAAUAGAGGGGAAUGAUCACGUCCCUCGAUCUGCUGGCAAUGCUCCUACUUAUACAGCCCAAAACGCCGUUCUUUGCAACAAGCAGUACCGGAUUUACCAUGGCGCCGGGCCCACGGUCCAAAGGGGCCCUGGUCUGCUCUUCGCCCCCACUGCUCUCUCUUGCGGAGGCAGAAGCUUGGUGCUGCCGGCUCCUGGAGCUCCUGCUCCAGCAGGACAGGCUCUACUGGCAGCCAAGUUUCUCCCCCACCUCUUCCCCGGAGGGUGCUACGUUCCCUCCCCUCCCCCCUCCCUGCUGCCGAUCAGCUGUUUGCCGGCAGGAGGGAGGGGGAAGAGCGGAGCUCCGGGGGCGGGGGAGGAGGAGAAGAGGCAGGGGUGGGGCCCUGGGGAAAGGGCUGGAAUCGGGGCAUACUCCCUCCAGCUCCCUGCCGUGAGCACCCCCACAACCCUAGCCCUCUGCCCACCCUGAACCCUGCAUCGCCCUCUCAACUCCCCAGCCCUGACUCCUGCACCCCCCUCACACACCACCAGCCCCCUGUCCUGCCCCUGCACCCCCUCAUACGUCCCCAGCCCCCUGCCCUGACUCUUUCACCCCACACACAUACCCAGCCCCCCCACACUCCAUGCUCUGACUCCUGCACCCCCCCCCACAUCCUCACCCCCACCCUGAGCACCUGCUUUGAGCAGGGGGUUGGACUAGAUGACCUCCUGAGGUCCCUUCCAACUUUGAUAUUCUAUGAUUCUAUGAUUCUAAAUGGGAACUCCUGCACCCCCCGCCCACCAUUCCCACCUGCACCCCUCACACCAAACAGGAGCUGCCCCAGGUAAGCGCUCCACACCCCAACCUCCUGCCCCAACCCUGAGCCCCCUCCCUCAGCCUAGCUCCUGGCCAGCCCCCGCACUCCAACUUUUUUUACAAUAUUUGGAAAGAUCAUUAAGUGUCCAUUGAGAUCCUCCGUGAUUUUCAAGUGGUCUGUGGAAAAAUAAGUUAGACUACAAGAACAAUCAAGAACAAUCAAGGUACGUCACUUUAUUGUCAUUUACUUGCUAUUACUUAUAGGAGGAGGAUGAAGAAAAAAAGAAUGAAAAACUGGGGCGGGGGGAGAUCAGAGAGAAUGUUCUUUUUCUUGGUUGGGUCCCAAGGAGGGGCCCCAAAAAUGAAGCUGAGCACAGGGCCGCACUGACUCUAAAUCCACCACUGGCUGUCAUGUUACCUGUGCUGGGGAUACUGUGUCAGCUGAUCCCCACAGUCUCCAACCUACCUGGGCAGUACAGCAGACAUGGCCCUGCCCACUAGCUCCUCUCCACUCCCUAGCCCACCCACCGCUUGCUUCCCCCACCCCCCAUUAAGGCUUAGCCCUCCCACUUUUAGCCCUGGUCUACACUAGGACUUUAGGUCAAAUUUAGCAGCGUUAAAUCGAUGUAAAGCUGCACCCGUCCACAUGAUGAAGCCCUUUUUUUCGCCUUAAAGGGCUCUUAAAAUCGAUUUCCUUACUCCACCCCUGACAAGUGGAUUAGCGCUUAAAUCAGCCUUGCCGGCUUGAAUUUGGGGUACUGUGGACACAAUUCGACGGUAUUGGCCUCCGGGAGCUAUCCCAGAGUGCUCCAUUGUGACCGCUCUGGACAGCACUCUCAACUCAGAUGUUCUGGCCAGGUAGACAGGAAAAGAACUGCGAACUUUUGAAUCUCAUUUCCUGUUUGCCCAGCGUGGCAAGCUGUAGGUGACCAUGCAGAGCUCAUCAGCACAGGUGACCAUGAUGGAGUCCCAGAAUCGCAAAAGAGCUCCAGCAUGGACUGAACAGGAGGGCAUGAAGGACAGAGGCCAUAACAGAGACCAGAAGCAGUGCCGUGUGAAACUUAAGGAGCUGAGGCAAGCCUACCAGAAAACCAGAGAGGCGAAUGGCCGCUCCGGGUCAGAGCCCCAAACAUGCCGCUUCUGUGAUGAGCUGCAUGCCAUUUUAGGGGGUUCAGCCACCAUUACCCCAGCCAUGUUGUUUGACUCCUUCAAUGGAGAUGGAGGCAACACGGAAGCAGGUUUUGGGGACGAAGAAGAUGAUGAUGAUGAUGAGGUUGUAGACAGCUCACAGCAAGCAAGCGGAGAAACUGGUUUUCCCAACAGCCAGGAACUGUUUCUCACCCUGGACCUGGAGCCAGUACCCCCUGAACCCACCCAAGGCUGCCUCCUGGACCCGGCAGGCGGAGAAGGGACCUCCGCUGCAUGUGUUUCAAUGAUCACAGGAUCUUCUCCUUCCCAGAGGCUAGUGAAGAUUAGAAAGAAAAAAAACCAAACUCGUGAUGAAAUGUUCUCUGAGCUCAUGCUGUCCUCCCACACUGACAGAGCACAGACGAAUGCAUGGAGGCAAAUAAUGUCAGAGUGCAGGAAAGCACAAAAUGACCGGGAGGAGAGGUGGCGAGCCGAAGACAGUAAGUGGUGGGCUGAAGACAGGGCUGAAGCUCAAAUGUGGCGGCAGCGUGAUGAGAGGAGGCAGGAUUCAAUGCUGAGGCUGCUGGAGGACCAAACCAGUAUGCUCCAGUGUAUGGUUGAGCUGCAGCAAAGGCAGCUGGAGCCUACAGACUGCCACUACAGCCCCUGUGUAACCAACCGCCCUCCUCCCCAAGUUCCAUAGCCUCCACACCCAGACGCCCAAGAACGCGGUGGGGGGGCCACCGGCCAACCAGCCACUCCGCCACAGAGGAUUGCCCAAAAAUCAGAAGGCUGGCAUUCAAUAAAUUUUAAAGUUGUAAACGUUUAAAGUGCUGUGUGGCAUUUUCCUUCCCUCCUUCACCACCCCUCCUGGGCUACCUUGGUAGUCAUCCCCCUAUUUGUGUGAUGAAUGAAUAAAGAAUGCAUGAAUGUGAA
Caretta caretta (loggerhead turtle) is the source of this 3159-nucleotide messenger RNA. Lineage: Eukaryota; Metazoa; Chordata; Testudines; Cheloniidae. The record is from RefSeq and is a predicted model, not a curated record.